Messenger RNA from Pecten maximus, 1564 nucleotides. Its product is annotated as beta-1,3-galactosyltransferase 1-like. Gene Ontology annotation, cellular component: membrane. NCBI's taxonomy places the organism in Eukaryota, Metazoa, Mollusca, Bivalvia, Pectinida, Pectinidae. The transcript is spliced from 2 exons. Gene Ontology annotation, molecular function: hexosyltransferase activity. The coding region runs from base 233 to 1456 and encodes 407 amino acids. The record is from RefSeq and is a predicted model, not a curated record.
GUAACAGUAGUAAUCUGUUACGACAAUUAUUGAUAAUUAAUAUACAUAUAUAUAAGUGGUGAAUGACUGCUGUUAUAUAUAAGUACCGCAAUGUAUCAUAUUACUGCUCAAGUUCAGAAACAGGAAGUAACGGCGAGGGGUACAUAACCAUCAGUGAGUCACGUGACCAAAUAAGUUCCCAAUCAAGGUUGGUUUUCAGCUGCAGUAGCACCAGAUUGAGUUCGCUAGACAAAUGUCUGGACUCGUUUUCACGGAAAGGAGUCCAAACUUGGAUCAGAACAUACUCAAACAAUGGCCAUUUAGUACUAAAGGAUCCCAAAGGAGGGCUGCUACGGAUAAAAUGGCAGUUUCGCAACAACGACUACCGUAUACUCUCCGCCUGUUGAUGCGAGCCGGCGUUGUGGUUUGCGGGGUAGUGCUCUUUUCGCUAUGUAUGACAUCCCUGCGAGUUUCGGAGAGUCAGGAAACGCAACCCAAAAAGACUCAUACCGCUCUCCACCGACCCGUAUCGCAAGCAUGUACUGGAACGAGAUGUUUUUCUCAAUUUUCAAGGGAUGAACAGUAUGCACAAUACUUUAUUCCCAGAACAGAAAAAGUGAAUCCCUUUUCAUUUAGAUAUAUUGUUCCCGGUUCGUCAAUUUGCUCAGGAGAAAGCUCAGUGUAUUUGGUCAUCCUCAUUCCAUCUAUACAAACACACGUGGAGGAACGUCGAGCCAUACGUAAUUCAUGGGGAAGUGUUGCUAAGGGAAACCACUGGCCUCGAUAUCAUAUCAACGUCACCACAAAACUCGUGUUCCUAUUUGGUGAGGAUCCCGCCAUGAAAAACAACAGAGUUGCACAGUUGGAAAGUGAAGUGUAUGGCGAUGUUGUACAGGCUGAUUUUAGUGAUACGUAUUCAAACUUGACUCGGAAGAUGUUGAUGGGUCUACACUGGGUAUCGACGCAUUGUGCCGACGCCCAAUACGUGUUGAAGGCGGACGAGGAUACCUUCGUACACAUCCCCAAACUAUUGGACGUCUUGGCACAAACCCGACACCCGGCCUACCAGGGUGUCGUACUGGGGCACGUGAACACCGGUGGCAUUGUUAAACGUAUAGGGAGAUGGAAGGUGGAGAACAAAGACUACCCAUUCCCACAUUACCCACCAUACACUGCCGGUAACACAUAUGUCAUUUCCGCCAACGUCGCAGCGACCUUAUUUAGAACGUCACACUUUAUGCCGUAUAUCCCCAUUGAGGACGCAUACAUUACGGGUAUCCUGGCUAAGGUGAUCAGUGCCGAGGUGGUCGACGUGCCUGGGUUCACGUUUUACCUAGACAGCCCCCCACACGCGUGUGAUUACAUUCAGAAUAGUCGUAUAUCCUCAACUAAAGUAAGUUCUCAUAUGAAGAACUACAUAUGGGAAAAACUAGUAUCAGAUACACUAAAUUGUCAGAAAAAACACACGUACACGUAGUUAGAAGACAUACUGACAGCGAGGAACCAUUAACGGAGAGAGAGGACAUAUUGCCAAAUGUACAAUGGUAUUCAUGGCAUGCUGAAACUGAUCUGACGAAUUUAUAUU